Molecule: messenger RNA, 4814 nt
Organism: Telopea speciosissima
Lineage: Eukaryota; Viridiplantae; Streptophyta; Magnoliopsida; Proteales; Proteaceae
Product: ABC transporter D family member 1-like
Exons: 26
Coding region: 325-4347 (1340 amino acids)
Biological process (GO): long-chain fatty acid import into peroxisome; fatty acid beta-oxidation; peroxisome organization
Cellular component (GO): peroxisomal membrane
Molecular function (GO): ATP binding; ATP hydrolysis activity; ABC-type transporter activity
Source: RefSeq, a predicted model, not a curated record
AGGGUUUGAAUAAUGGAUAUGUUAUCCUUGGUGUUUGUGCCAGACUAUCUCUACAUGUGAUGGUUAUGAAGAAAAGCAGUAGUUGCUGUUUAAAGUUUAGAAACCAUUCAAACCAAAGCUGCAAUUCUACAGCAGGAUGCCAUUAUGCCAUCUUAUGCCUUUAACAGAACAUGGUUAACACCAUUUCACCUUGAAGGAUGAAUUGGCGACAGCUAUUGCAGUUCUACUGUUUAGGGUGUUAGCAAUGUUUAUCAUAUACUUGUCGAGAAGUAGUUUCUUCAUUCAUUGAUAUAUUUUAGCUGGGGAGGAUUCACCCUUCAAACCAUGCCUUCUCUUCAGUUAUUUCAGCUAACUGAGCAUGGUCGAAAUCUUUUGUCUUCGAGGAGGAGAACCCUGGCAUUGGCCACUAGUAUCUUAGUUGCUGGUGGAACAGCAGCAUACAUGCGGUCACGGUUGCGGGGCCAAAGUGGAAAACCUUGCUCUUCUGAUCAUUACUCUGAACCUGCUAAUAAAGAAAAAUCAAGUGCGGGGGAUGCAAAUGAUAAGGUUGUGAAGAAAACUAGGCUGAAGAAAGGAGGUCUGCGCUCACUUAAAGUUCUAACUGCAAUCCUACUGUCUCGUAUGGGCCAAAGGGGUGCAAGUGACCUUCUAGCUCUAGUGUCUAUAGUGGCAUUGCGGACUGCUUUGAGCAAUAGACUGGCAAAAGUGCAAGGAUUCCUAUUUCGUGCUGCUUUUCUUCGACGCGUUCCAUCCUUUUUACGUCUCAUCAUUGAAAAUAUUAUUUUGUGUUUUCUUCAAUCAGCCUUGUUUUCCACGGCAAAGUACAUAACAGGAACACUAAGUUUACGGUUCAGAAAAAUACUUACUGAGCUUAUUCAUGUUCAUUACUUUGAGAACAUGGCAUACUACAAAUUAUCACAUGUUGAUGGUCGAGUAACCAAUCCUGAACAACGAAUUGCAAGUGAUAUACCAAGGUUCUGUUCAGAAUUGAGUGACCUCGUACAGGAGGAUCUCACAGCAGUUACUGAUGGUUUACUUUAUACAUGGCGUCUGUGUUCCUAUGCAAGCCCAAAAUACGUUUUCUGGAUAUUGGCUUAUGUAACAGGUGUUGGAAUUGUGAUCGGAAACUUCUCUCCUUCAUUUGGAAAACUAAUGUCGAAAGAGCAACAGCUGGAAGGUGAGUAUCGACAGCUUCAUUCGCGGUUGAGGACUCAUGCAGAAAGCAUAGCAUUUUAUGGGGGAGAGAAUAGAGAGGAAUCUCAUAUCCAACAGAAGUUCAAGACUCUUGUUAAGCACAUGAAGCUUGUUCUUCAUGACCAUUGGUGGUUUGGCAUGAUUCAAGACUUCCUGUUGAAGUAUCUUGGUGCUACCGUAGCAGUUAUCCUUAUUAUUGAACCCUUUUUCUCUGGCAAUUUAAGGCCUGAUACUUCAACUUUAGGACGGGCAGAGAUGCUUAGCAAUCUAAGAUAUCAUACAAGUGUGAUAGUAUCCUUGUUUCAGUCCCUCGGAAUUCUUUCUAUAAGUUCAAGACGGCUAAAUCGUCUCAGUGGCUAUGCUGACCGCAUUCAUGAACUAAUGGCCAUUUCAAGAGAGCUAAGUGCUGUUCAUGAUAAAUCUUCUGUUCAAAGAAAUGGAAGUAGGAAUUAUUUUAGCGAAGCUAACUAUAUUGAGUUUGCUAAUGUCAAGGUAGUUACACCCACAGGUAAUGUCCUUGUGAAAGAUUUGACUCUUAGAGUUGAAUCAGGGACUAAUCUUUUGAUUACAGGUCCAAAUGGCAGUGGAAAAAGUUCUCUUUUCCGUGUUCUAGGAGGUCUUUGGCCACUAGUAUCUGGCUACAUUGUAAAACCUGGGAUUGGUUCUGAUCUCAAUAAGGAGAUUUUUUAUGUUCCACAAAGACCAUAUACAGCUGUAGGGACACUUCGGGACCAGUUGAUUUAUCCUCUUACAGCGGAUGAAGAGAUUGAACCACUUACGCGUAGUGGAAUGGUUGAGCUAUUGAAAAAUGUUGAUCUUGAGUACCUUUUGGAUCGUUAUCCACCAGAGAAGGAAAUAAACUGGGGUGAUGAACUUUCUCUUGGAGAACAACAAAGGUUGGGGAUGGCCAGACUGUUCUACCAUAAACCUAAGUUUGCUAUUCUUGAUGAGUGCACCAGUGCUGUGACAACUGAUAUGGAGGAAAGAUUCUGUGCCAAAGUUCGAGCAAUGGGGACUUCAUGUAUUACUAUAUCACAUCGUCCUGCCCUUGUUGCAUUUCAUGACAUGGUUUUAUCGCUAGAUGGGGAAGGAGGCUGGACUGUUUAUCACAAGAGGGAGGAUACUGCUCUGCCUAUUGAAGCUGGAUUGGAGGAAACAAAGUCAUUUGAGACAGACCGCCAAAGUGAUGCAAUGACGGUUCAACGAGCUUUCGCUACCACUGGAAAAGAUACCACAUUCUCAAAUUCCAAGGCACAAUCAUACGUUGCAGAGGUGAUUGCAAUGUCUCCUACUGUGGAUCAUAUAGAGUCAUUGCCUGUUGUUCCACAAUUGCAAACAACUCCAAGGGCAUUGCCACUAAGAGUAGCAGCCAUGUUUAAAGUACUUGUACCCACACUGCUUGAUAAGCAGGGGGCACAACUGUUUGCCGUAGCUUUACUUGUCAUGUCAAGGACAUGGAUCUCAGAUCGCAUUGCAUCUUUGAAUGGGACUAGUGUGAAGUUUGUUUUGGAGCAGGAUAAAGCAGCUUUUAUUCAUUUAACUGGUAUUAGUGUUCUUCAAAGUGCUGCAUCCUCUAUUGUAGCACCUUCUUUGAGAUAUUUGACAGCGAAACUGGCCCUUGGAUGGAGAAUCCGUUUGACUCAACAUUUACUCAAAAACUACUUGAGAAAGAACACAUUUUACAAGGUAUUCCAAAAUUCAGCUAAAGAUAUCGAUGCAGAUCAGAGACUAACACAUGAUGUGGAAAAGCUAACAACUGACUUGUCAGGACUUGUCACUGGGAUGGUUAAGCCAUCUGUGGACAUUCUCUGGUUCACCUGGAGAAUGAAGCUGUUAACUGGCCAAAGGGGAGUUGCAAUAUUGUAUGCUUAUAUGUUACUGGGUCUUGGUUUUCUAAGGAGUGUUGCACCUGACUUUGGUGAUCUAACUAGCCAACAACAACAACUGGAGGGAACCUUCAGGUUCAUGCAUGAAAGACUUCGUACACAUGCUGAAUCAGUUGCCUUCUUUGGGGGCGGUGCCAGAGAAAAAGCUAUGGUUGAUUCAAGAUUCAGAAUGCUGCUUGGUCACUCUAAACUUCUGUUAAAGAAGAAAUGGCUGUAUGGCAUACUGGAUGAUUUUGUCACCAAACAACUCCCACACAAUGUAACAUGGGGGUUGAGUUUGUUAUAUGCUCUGGAACACAAGGGUGAUCGAGCAUUGACUUCCACUCAAGGUGAACUAGCACAUGCAUUGCGGUUCCUUGCAUCUGUUGUAUCACAAAGCUUCCUAGCUUUUGGUGACAUUCUUGAAUUGCAUAGAAAAUAUCUUGAACUUUCUGGUGGUGUCAAUCGGAUUUUUGAGCUGGAUGAGGUUCUUGAUGCUGCCCAAAAUGAGGUUCAUUUGCAUGAUACUCCAACAUCACUUGAGAGUAGUGAUGUUCCAGCUGAAGAUAUUAUUUCGUUCUCAGAGGUGGAUAUUAUCGCCCCAACACAGAAGUUAUUGGCUAAGAAGUUGACAUGUGACAUAGUUCCAGGGAGAAGCCUGCUUGUUACUGGUCCCAAUGGGAGCGGAAAAAGUUCCAUUUUCAGAGUUCUUCGAGGUUUAUGGCCCAUUCCAAGCGGAAGAUUGACUAAACCAUUAGGAAGUAUCAAAGAAAGGUCAACCUCAAGGUGUGGUGUGUUCUAUAUUCCUCAACGACCAUAUACAUGUUUAGGAAACUUGAGGGAUCAAAUUAUCUACCCUUUCUCUCGUGAAGAAGCGAAGGUGAUUGCAGUAAAGAUGUUUGGGCAAGGUGAAAAGACCGAGGAUGCUGGAUAUUUACUGGAUACACGUUUGAGAUCGAUUCUUGAAAAUGUUCGAUUGAUUUACCUUCUGGAAAGGGAAGGAGGUUGGGAUACCACUGCGAACUGGGAAGAUGUUCUCUCUCUUGGGGAGCAGCAAAGACUUGGCAUGGCCCGCCUGUUUUUUCACAACCCUAGAUUUGGUGUUCUUGAUGAGUGCACCAAUGCUACAAGCGUCGAUGUUGAAGAGCACUUGUAUAAGCUGGCACAGGAGAUGGGUAUCACUGUUAUUACCACCUCGCAACGACCUGCUCUGAUACCAUAUCAUGCCACGGAAUUGCGAUUGGUUGAUGGUGAGGGUACAUGGGAGCUACGUUCAAUUAAACAUUAGCUUGAUUUUUCUGCUUUGCAAAAACUAGCUCCUCCAUACAGUUAGGCUCUGUUGCCUGCGGCCCAAGUAGGGGUUGCCUUCUGUGUUGUGAACUUAUUGAUCAAGCAUCAAGAGCAAGAAACUAUAGUAAUUCAUGCAUCAAGUAUAUGCCAUUGGGGGGCCCAAAGGCAGAAGCCUGUGAGAACAACAUUCUAUGAGAUGCAGCGAGAAACGAAAUAGGUACAUAAUUUCAUAGAGGAUGCGGCAUAUAAAUAUGCCAGUAAUUGUAUGUAACAUAUAGCAGUAAUUCAUGUACAGGCAUGUGCCGGUUUAUCGAUAAAAUUUGGGAUGUAUGAUUUUAUUAACCAUCCCACAAAUAAAAUGGAGAAGGCUGCAGUCAGUCACCCUCAUAGAUCACGACUGAUUUUGUGUUAAAUUAGUAAUGUAAAAACAUCAAGAUGAAAGUAUAUAUAUCAUUCAUUUCCAAA